Molecule: messenger RNA, 186 nt
Organism: Clunio marinus
Lineage: Eukaryota; Metazoa; Arthropoda; Insecta; Diptera; Chironomidae
Source: the annotation of a GenBank genome assembly
AUGGUCUUGUCAGAGAAUUACGUACGACUAAACCCACGGAACGCGCAAAAAAAAACAAUUUCGUUGCUUGUGUCUACUGCUCGUAACGAGGAACUGUUUAAAAUUCAAUCGAGUGACAAAAAAUGUGCUCAACUUGUUCAAGCGAAAAUAUCAGCUAAAAAUAAUUUCCGAGGAAAGCCGGAGUAA